Messenger RNA from Populus euphratica (Euphrates poplar), 2663 nucleotides. Its product is annotated as RNA helicase family protein. Gene Ontology annotation, cellular component: intracellular anatomical structure. The transcript is spliced from 17 exons. The record is from RefSeq and is a predicted model, not a curated record. Bases 113 to 2224 code for a protein of 703 amino acids. NCBI's taxonomy places the organism in Eukaryota, Viridiplantae, Streptophyta, Magnoliopsida, Malpighiales, Salicaceae. Gene Ontology annotation, molecular function: helicase activity; RNA binding; ATP binding.
AGAAGGGGCAUGUUUUGAAAAGUAGCAAGCAGCAGAGACAGGGUUGAGGUUCCAGAAGAGGGCAGUCUCUUCCUGUCAAGCUGUAGGUCAAUUUCUUCUUGUUUUCUAUCAAAUGGCGAGUCAUCUGCCUAUAGUGCAAUUCGAAGACAAAAUAAUGAAAACUGUGGAAGAUAAUGCUGUGGUAGUGAUAAUUGGAGAGACUGGUUCAGGAAAGAGUACUCAACUCUCUCAGAUGCUUCACCGCAGAGGCUACACCAAAUCCGGAAUUAUUGCCGUCACUCAGCCCCGUCGAGUCGCCGCCGUCUCCGUUGCAAGACGCGUUGCGCAGGAGCUUGGCGUUACUCUUGGGGAGGAAGUGGGUUAUGCCAUUCGAUUUGAAGACAGAACUUCAGAUUUGACCCGGAUCAAGUACCUUACUGAUGGAGUGCUCCUUCGCGAAUGUCUGUCUAGCCCGGAGCUUAAUCAGUAUUCAGUGAUCAUAUUGGAUGAAGCUCAUGAGAGGAGUUUGAACACGGAUAUUUUGAUGGGACUGGUGAAACGUUUGGUUAAAACGCGUGCCUCCAAACUGAAGGUUCUCGUUACUUCAGCUACUCUCGAUGGUGAAAAGGUAUCAGAAUUCUUUUCGGACUGCCCUGUAUUGAAUGUCCCUGGAAAGUUAUACCCGGUGGAAAUAUUGUACAGUGAGGAGCGUCCUAAAAGCUAUAUCGAAUCUUCUUUAAGAACAGCUAUGGAUAUACAUGUUCGGGAACCAGAAGGUGAUGUCUUAAUUUUCAUGACCGGACAGGAUGAUAUAGAUAAGUUGGUUUCAAAGUUGGAGGAUAGAGUUCAAAGCCUAGAGGAAGGCUCCUGCAUGGAUGCAAUUAUACUUCCACUUCAUGGUUCUUUACCACCUGAACUGCAGGUGCGUGUAUUUAGUCCUCCACCUCCAAACUGUAGGCGAUUUAUCGUUGCAACAAAUAUUGCUGAAACUUCUUUGACUGUUGACGGCGUUGUAUACGUUAUUGAUUCUGGAUAUGUAAAGCAACGGCAAUACAACCCAUCAACCGGCAUGUAUUCUCUCGAUAUUGUUCAAAUUAGCAAAGUGCAGGCAAAUCAGCGUGCAGGACGAGCUGGAAGAACACGACCUGGAAAGUGCUAUCGGCUAUAUUCCUCUGAGGUUUACCAAGAAGAAUUCCUUGAUGUAACAGUUCCUGAAAUACAGCGGUCUUCUCUUGCUGGGAGUGUUCUUUACCUGAAAUCAUUAGAUCUGCCAGAUAUUGACAUUCUCAAGUUUGAUUUUCUUGAUCCCCCUUCAUUUGAGUCACUAGAAGAUGCUUUAAAGCAACUAUAUCUCAUUGAUGCCAUAGACGAUACUGGUUUGAUCACAAGUGUUGGACAAACGAUGGCUGAACUUCCACUAGAACCCUCACUUUCAAGAACCUUGAUGGAGGCAAAUGAGAAUGGUUGCUUAUCCCAGGCUUUGACUGUUGCUGCCAUGUUGUCAGCGGAAACCACGUUACUUGCUGGACAAAGUAGCAAGAGUAAUGAAAAGAAGAGGAAACACCCUCCCCCUGACCUUCCUGAUGGUUCUGGAUAUGGUGAUCAUGUUCAGUUGCUACAGAUUUUUGAGGAAUGGGAUCAAAAUGAAUUUGAUAUUGGCUGGUGCAAAGAUAAAGGUUUGCAGGUGCGAGGGAUGAUGUUUGUCAAAGAUGUGCGAAGACAGUUGUCCCAGUUAAUGCAAAAAAUAGCAAAGGGGUCAUUAAAUGUACGAACAAAUGAAAGAUAUAAAGAAAGACAACGGGAUUACAAGAAUUUGAGGAAGGCUUUGUGUGUUGGCUAUGCAAAUAAGCUUGCCGAGAGAAUGGUACAACACAAUGGCUAUAGAACUAUAGGUUUCAAGCCCCAACUAGUUCAGGUGCAUCCAUCCUCCACUCUGAAAACAGAUGAAGAUGGAAUGUUUCCAAACUACGUUGUGUAUCAUGAACUCAUUGCCACCUCCCGUCCAUUUAUGCGCAAUGUAUGUGCUGUAGAGAUGCCAUGGGUCAACCCCAUUUUGAAGAAGCUUGAGAAACUGAAUAUCGACAAGCUAAGUGGGGGAUCUGGUCAUAGUAUUAGAGAGGAAAGUGAGACAAAGGUCUCCUCCUUGCCAAAGAAAGAGGAGGCUGUUACUGGAGUUCCAGAUGACCGUGAAAGUAGAAUUCAGGCAGCUAGGGAUCGCUUUCUUGCUCGUAAAGGAAAGAAAUGAGCGAAGCAAAUGCUGAUAGAGUAGGACUGGCAUAAAAUACUUUUCCUGGGUUCUCCCCGUCGGUUGUGUGGGGCCAGGUCAGUGACUCCCCCUCACCCCCCCUCUCAUUUUCAGCGGCCUCCUGUCAACAUUUUCGGAUUUAUGAUCAACAGGCCCUUGGAGACGAGAUACUGCACGCUUACAAAGUGGAGUCAUGCACCACUGACCCGUUAUUGUGGUCUUCAAGUAGCAUAUCUUCUCACCCAUGCUAUUCAGUGUCGUGGCUUAAAUACUGUGUCAGCCAUUUUUGUGUUCCUUGUCCGUUCACAAUGUCACCACUGAGGAAGUAUGUAGUGGUUAAAAAUGAUUAAAUCAACUAUAUUAUAGUCGAUUAAACGUUGAGAAUUUUUAAAAUGUAUUGAUUUCAAAAUCAUGGAGUUAUUUAAGUUUCAGAACAACA